AAAACCUGUUUUGUACACACAUCUCUCAAGCCAAGAAUGGGGAAAUAAUUAGCAAUUUUCUUAAACGACUCUAUUGGCGACUUGUUUGUCUCGCUCCGUCUGUGUGUGCAUACACCAAAAUGGCAGAAGACAGUUUUUCUCAAGACAAGUUCAGCUGUUCGGUGUGUUUGGAUCUACUGAAAAAUCCAGUGACCAUUCCAUGUGGACACAGUUACUGUAUGAGCUGUAUUACAGACUACUGGAAUCACGAGGAUCAGACGGGAGUCUACAGAUGUCCUCAAUGCAGACACACAUUCACUCCAAGACCUGCUUUAUAUAAGAAUGUGAUGUUUGCUGAAGCGGUGGAGGAACUGGAGAAGAAAAAACUCCAGACCUCUCCUCCUGAUCACUGUUAUGCUGGACCUGGAGAUGUGGAGUGUGACAUCUGCACCGGGAGAAAAUACAAAGCUGUCAAAUCCUGUCUGGAGUGUCUGAACUCUUACUGUCAAAAUCAUCUUGAUCAACAUGAAAAAUUCUUUCAGGUUAAAAAGCACGAUCUGAUGGAUCCAACUGGACGUCUCCAUGAGAUGAUCUGCGCAAAACAUAGAAAACAUCUGGAAAUCUACUGCAAAACUGACCAGCAAUGCAUUUGUUAUCUAUGUGUGAUGGACGAACAUAAAAAUCAUGAAACUGUAGGAGCUGCAGCAGAGAGGACUGAGAAACAGAGAAUUUUAGGAGCAACACAGAGAAAAGUUCAGCAGAGAAUCCAGGAAAGAGAGAAAGAGAUUCAGGAUCUGAGAGAGACUGUGAGGUCUCAUAAGAGAUCUGCACAGACAGCAGUGGAGGACAGUGAGAAGAUCUUCACUGAGCUGAUCCGCUCCAUUGAGAGACGUCGCUCUGAGGUGACACAGCUGAUCAGAGAUCAGGAAAAGACUGCAGUGAGUCGAGCUGAAGGACUCUUAAAGCAACUGGAGCAGGAGAUGUCUGAUCUGAGGAGAAGAGACACUGAGCUGGAGCAGCUUUCACAAACAGACAAUCACAUCCAUUUCCUGCAGAGUUUUCAGUCUCUCUCUGCAGCUCCUGAAUCUAAAGUCUCACACAACAUUUGUUCUCUUCUCUCUUUUGAUGAUGUGAGAAAAUCUAUUUCUCAACUGAAUGACAAAGUGAAGGAUUUUUGUAGAGACGAGAUAGAAAAGAUUUCUGAUAGAGUGAAAUCUAUCACGAUUAAUUCUGGUGAACCCAAGACCAGGCUGGAGUUUUUGCAAUAUUCCCGUCAGUUCACGCUGGAUUCAUACACAAUGAAUAAAUGUCUCUGGCUCUCUGAUGGAGACAGAGAGGUUACUUACACUGAUUCAGACCAGCAGUAUCCUGAUCAUCCAGACAGAUUUGAUCACUGGCAGCAGGUGUUGUGUAAAGAGAGUGUGACUGGACGCUGUUACUGGGAGGUUGAGUGGAGUGGGGAUGAAGGUGUUCAUGUAUCAGUCUCGUAUAAGAGCAUCAGCAGGAAGGGAAAUGGUUAUGAGAGUGUGUUUGGAUGCAAUAAUCAGUCCUGGAGUUUACUCUGCUCACCCUCCAGGUAUUCAUUUGAGCACAAUAAUAUCUGGACCGAUCUCUCUGUGUACUUCAGUUGCUCUAAAAUAGGAGUGUAUGUGGAUCACAGUGCCGGAUCUCUGUCCUUCUAUAGCGUCUCUGACACAAUGACCCUCAUCCACAGAGUCCAAACUAAAUUCACUCAACCUCUCUAUCCUGGGUUUUAUGUUAAUAAAGGAUCCACAGUAAAAAUGUGUCACCUGACACAAUAACUCAUAAAACUAAUACUGUUAUAUUUAGGGUUGUUCGAUUAGAAAUUACAUCUGAAAAUGGCAAAGUGCUGUAAACAAGUAAUGUAAGAUUGGUUGACUGUUUUCAAUGCAUGGCAUUUUAAGAAUGAUUAUUUAGAAAUUAAAACAAACACAUCAAAUCUGAUUUGCUUGACCUUGAUGUUUAAAUUCUCUAAGCACUUAUUUUACUUAUUUACUCAGAUUAUGUUGUGCGCUUUAGAUUUUUUUCUGGUUCUUUUUGCACGUAUCCAUUUCUGAAUGUAACAUAGUGUGAAAGGGUGUUUUUCUUUAGUUCAAUUUAAAUAUAUAUAAAUACACACACACCACGGACCUGUUGAAUGCUUUAUUCUGAUUGUUGAGAAAUGUUUCAUGGGUGUUAAUUAUUUUUCUGCAAACACCCAACCUGUCAAAUGUCUUAAAAUAACCACCAGAGCAAUGUUUUUGGUAACCAUUGUAUAAGCUGAAUACUU
Molecule: messenger RNA, 2269 nt
Organism: Paramisgurnus dabryanus
Lineage: Eukaryota; Metazoa; Chordata; Actinopteri; Cypriniformes; Cobitidae
Product: tripartite motif-containing protein 16-like
Molecular function (GO): protein binding; zinc ion binding
Source: RefSeq, a predicted model, not a curated record